CCGUCAUUUCCACACCCUAGUUCAGCUGCUUCUCUUCGCCUGGCGGGCGUUCAGCAGGCGCCAUGGAUGGGGAGGAGGAGCAGGAAGGCGGGGCGGGCGCGUUCCUGCCGUACAUCAGCAAGCGCAAGCGCAAGAACACGGGCAUCACCGUGUCCUUCGACGAGAACGCCAGGAGGGAGUUCGUGACGGGGUUUCACAAGCGCAAGGUGGAGCGGCGGCGAGUGGCGGAGGAGAAGCAGAAGCGCAAGAAGCGGCAGAAACACCUGCAGGAGCGGGCGGAGCGACGACUGGCAGCGAAGAAGGCGAGGGGGGAGGUGGGGCCGGAGGGCGAGGAGCGAGCCGGGGUAGAGGGCGAGGGGGAAGAGGAGGGGGUGGAGGAGGAAGAGGGAGGAGAGGAGGGUGGGGAAGGGGAUGAGGUGGACGAUGAGGAGGAAGCAGACUUCGGGCGGCAGAAUGAGAGGUUGUUAUCGCUCGGCCGCACGCCUGCUGCUGCUCCUGUCGUGUUACACUACGACAGUGGCAGCCUGGAGACCUUCGUUACUGUCACUACCGACUUUGGCACACAGGAGGACGAGGGGAGGGCGGGCAGCGAGGAGGAGGGGGGAGGGGAGGAGGAGAAGGGCUUGGGAAAACUGGGAGGAGUGAGAUCAGGGCAGGGUGAGGGGGGUGGUGGGAGGGUGGGUGCAGGGAGUAGGAGCACGGCACUGCAGAUAGCUAAAGUUAGCAGCAGGAGAAAAGGGAGGAGCGGUGGGAGGCAACAGGUGAGGAGGCGGAAAAAAUCGGGAGAGAAAGGGAAGGACCUAAAGAGGAAGAAGCGCCAUGGGGGGAAGUAGGCCUGCUUAUUUCUGCCUCCCUGUAGGGAUAGAUGGCAGUAGGUUGCAAACUGGUAGGCUGUGGUUUGGUGCAAAUUUAUGAAGUGGUUGCCACCAGGUAGUGGCAUAAGCAUGCCUACCGGUUUUUUUGCGUCAUAACUGGUGUGUGAAGAGGUGAAACAUGGUGUGGUGUAGCAAUGGUGGUCUAGUAUUGCACAGCAGUUGUCUUUGAUGCCUGAUGGCCAGUGCUCUUGCUCAAGUGGGUUUCCUCUGUCAGCUAGGCUGCAGGAGUAAUGCUUUAGUA
This is a messenger RNA of Closterium sp. NIES-67, 1116 nucleotides long. Lineage: Eukaryota; Viridiplantae; Streptophyta; Zygnematophyceae; Desmidiales; Closteriaceae. The record is from the annotation of a GenBank genome assembly.